Messenger RNA from Malaclemys terrapin pileata, 1988 nucleotides. It is a transcript of the gene PTGES3, whose product is annotated as prostaglandin E synthase 3. Gene Ontology annotation, cellular component: cytosol; nucleus. Gene Ontology annotation, biological process: protein folding; telomerase holoenzyme complex assembly; telomere maintenance via telomerase. Gene Ontology annotation, molecular function: Hsp90 protein binding; prostaglandin-E synthase activity; protein-folding chaperone binding. NCBI's taxonomy places the organism in Eukaryota, Metazoa, Chordata, Testudines, Emydidae. The record is from RefSeq and is a predicted model, not a curated record.
AGGCGGUUGGGGCGCAUGCGCUCUGCGUCCGGUAGGGCCCACCUGGGCGCAAAGCGCGCUGAGGGAGCGGGCGCCCGCCGGCGCAUGCGCGGCGGGGAGUGCGGCGAGAGGCGGGAGCGCGGGGUAUUUUGCUGCGUCACCAGCGCCUGGAACAGCCGCCGUUGCCCGAGCGCGCGGUGCAUUGUGGGUGCUAGGCCGAGCCCUGAGGAGGAGCCGCCGCCUCACGCUGGUCGGACCCCGUCCCUCUCGCCGCUGCCCGCCCGCGCCAGAGAGCCCUGAGCCGGGGACCCGCCGGAGCCGGAGCCGGAGCCGGAGCCGCCCCUGCCGCCGUCCGCCAUGCAGCCUGCUUCUGCAAAGUGGUAUGACCGAAGGGACUACGUCUUUAUUGAAUUUUGCGUUGAAGACAGUAAAGAUGUUAACGUAAAUUUUGAAAAAUCCAAACUUACAUUCAGUUGUCUUGGUGGAAGUGAUAACUUUAAGCAUUUAAAUGAAAUCGAUCUUUUUAAUUAUAUUGAUCCAAAUGAAUCCAAGCAUAAAAGAACAGACAGAUCUAUCUUGUGUUGUUUAAGAAAAGGAGAAUCUGGCCAGUCAUGGCCAAGGUUAACAAAAGAGAAGGCAAAGCUCAACUGGCUCAGUGUGGAUUUCAACAACUGGAAAGACUGGGAAGAUGAUUCAGAUGAAGACCUGUCCAAUUUUGAUCGCUUCUCUGAGAUGAUGAACAACAUGGGUGGAGAUGAAGAUGUAGAUUUGCCAGAAGUAGAUGGAGCAGAUGAUGAUUCACCAGACAGUGAUGAUGAAAAAAUGCCAGAUCUGGAGUAAGGAGAACUGUCGUCUUCAGGGUUUGGGGAAAGAACUUCAUCACAACAUUUCAUAACCGAAGAAUUCCUGAGUUGAUCACUCUAAAGGCAGAUACUGCAUCCUUUAACCCAUGUUCAAUCUGUUUUAAAUGGUUUCACUGAUGGUUGGUGUGUACCAUUGUUCAGGGCAGUCUUAAGCCACAUGAGGCAAUAAUGUUAUGCAGGAAUGUUUUUUUUUUUCCAGACUUCCAAAAAACAAUUGAGGUGUAGGCAAUCGCUACAAAACAAGUUGCAAUAAAAAGGGCUUAGAGCCUCCUUGCCUCGUCAUAAGACAUAAUUACAAUGGGAAAAUUCUCAAUUUACAGGAAGUGGUAAAUUAGCAUUUUUCCCCUCACAGUGUGGACUGCAGAUCAUUUAAAAUUUCAGAUUUUUAUACCUGGAACUCAACUGACUGAAACAAUGUUUUAAUUGGCUUACAAAAUUAAACUGGUAACAUGCUAUACCUCUGCGGUGUCUUCAGGUGUAUUCCACUGAUGUUUUAAUAAAAAGGAAAAAAAAAUUGCUUCACUUCGUUGUAUUUAAUCACUAGUUAGUGUUCCAGAUGUAUCCUAGCUAAAACUAGUGAACCCCUAACUUAAAUGGGUGAAGCCUGUACAUUUGGUAUUGUUUGACCCUCAAGCUUUUACAUCUCUUAGUACAGAGGGGUGAAAGUGGCUGGCUGUACAUUGUUGCUUGUCAAUCUGUACAUUUAGACCAAAUUGUAUUUGCACUGUUGGUAUGGAAACAAGUGACAAAAAGUUAAUACACUAUUGGGUUUUUGUUUCAUUUAUUUUGACCAGCUUAUUACAAGACUGAAAAACCUCAAUCUGUGUUAAGAGCAGAGGGGAUUUUUUUUUUAAAUGUCUACAUUCUUUCUAAUAAACUGUUGAAGACUCCAUGGCUGUCCUUUUAACUGUCUGGUUGACUGUAACUUCAUGUAUUCUUACUAUUUGCUGGAAUGGAUUUUUUUUUUUUAGUUGGAAUACUAGUGUGGGAUUAUUUCAGCUGUUCGAAGGAGGCAAGUUGUAAUGUUCCCAGCAAACCUUCAAAAAAGUGGAUCUGUAAUUAAAAAUUGUAGGUACACUUUGACAACAGUUUAAAAAAGUGUUGUGAUUUGACUAAAAUAAAACAAUGUUUUGUCCUCCUCCUAAA